Molecule: messenger RNA, 897 nt
Organism: Dovyalis caffra
Lineage: Eukaryota; Viridiplantae; Streptophyta; Magnoliopsida; Malpighiales; Salicaceae
Source: the annotation of a GenBank genome assembly
AUGUCCGUUAAACUCUCUCCCUCUCCCUCUACUCUUCUCUCUUUAGCACCGCCUCUCCCUCAUGCGCACCUUAGCCCUCCCCUCGUUUCCAUGUCUAUCCUACGCCGCCUAGGUCCAAAACACCUAACCACACACCUCAGGCACCACAACAGGCGGCGUCUAGCCACUGUCGCCGCUGCAGUACGGCAAGACACAACAGUCUGGACGCAAGCGCCUCUCUCCGAGAUCGAACCAGCAGCCGAAUCACUCUUCCACGUGAGCAUCGACGUCUCAGACUCUGCAGACAUCGCAGCUUCGUACACAUGUGCUGGACAAUAUUUACAGCUGCGCGUCCCAGAGGUGGAGAAGCCUUCGUUCCUGGCCAUCGCCUCGCCGCCAUCUUACGCAGCGGAAAAAGGGGCGUUUGAAUUUUUGGUGAAGAGCGUAGCGGGAUCGACGGCAGAGCUGUUGUGCGGACUUAAAAGAGGAGAUUUGGUGGAAUUGAGCCAAGCUAUGGGGAGAGGUUUCGAGAUUGAUCAAAUUGAGCCUGCAGAGAAGUAUCCUACGGUUCUGAUUUUCGCCACUGGAUCUGGCAUCAGUCCAAUUCGAUCUCUUAUAGAGUCAGGGUUUAGUGCCGAUAAAAGAUCUGAUGUGAGGCUGUAUUAUGGGGCUAGAAACCUUAAGAGAAUGGCUUACCAGGAUAGGUUUAAACAUUGGGAAUCUUCUGGUGUUAAGAUUGUGCCAGUGCUAUCACAACCAGAUGGUAGUUGGACUGGUGAAAGUGGCUAUGUACAGGCUGCUUUUGCCAGGGCCAAGCAAAUUCAUAGCCCUACAGGCACUGGUGCUGUUCUCUGUGGGCAGAAACAGAUGACCGAGGAAGUAGCAUCAAUUCUUGUAUCAGAUGGAGUCUCGAGUUGA